AUGGCUUCCAAUAAAGAUUACUUCAUGCAAUUUGUCGUUGCUGAAGGUGGGGAGCGCCGUCGCCCUAAACGUGCGGCCGCAUCUGCGUAUGCUACUCGCUCUGCCGAUGUCUCCGCUCCGUCCCAGCAGGAUAUGGAACGACGGUUCCAGGAAAUGAUUGCUACCACCCGUAAGAACGGAGAAUGGGGUAGCUCCGAGCAUCUCCAGGCAUUCUGUCAGGCCUUCAAGGUCGACUUGAAUGUAUACACUAUGGAUGGUGUUUCAGUGUUCCAGGAUGUCAACGCGCACCCCACUCAACCUCGGGAUGUUUUGCACGUAGCCUUCCAUGACUUCAAACACUACUCUUCCGUGCGGGUUAUUGAGGGCAAGCAUGAAGGACUUCUUACCAAACUGAAGCUUUCCCAGCCUACUGAGGAGGGACUUAACCCCGAAGUCAUUCUAGACUCCAAAUCCGACAUUAAUGGCGAAAAAUUCACUUUACCGGAAGCAAAAGCCGGUGGUGGUUAUACGACUAACGAUGCUGGCCUUGCCGUUGACCUGUAUCCCCCUUGGGAUAUCAAAUCCAUCCAAGAAGGAUUAGGUGGCCGAUAUGACCGGGAGACCAUUGUGGAUAUGCUCCAGAGAUGUCGUGGCGACAUUGACCGCGCCUUUGCCGCGCUAUUGGACGAGAAGACCGACAUCCCAUCUGAUAAGAAAGCUGCUCCUGGAAUUCCUAUCAAACCAAGCUUGCAGGCCUCGCGAUCUUCUUCUCCAUUUAGUACGGGUAGCAAGCGGUCCGCGGAAGAUAGCGACGAUUCUGAAGAUCCUCGUCCCGCACGACGCACCCGACCUAAGAAACGUCUCGUCUCCAAUCUUACCUUGGGUGUUGGCAUCUCAUUCAGGGAUGAACACGAUGAGGUUGUCUCCUUGAAUCUUCGAAUGAACUCCGACGCAGAAGAUGGUCAGGCCACAGACCCCCCUCUCCCGGGUAACACUACCCCGGAAACAUCGGACAUGGACGGAAAGAAAUGUCGUCGUAGUAGACGACUUUCCCGGCCACGUCCACACUGA
Messenger RNA from Penicillium expansum, 1050 nucleotides. RefSeq names its product Ovarian tumor, otubain. Lineage: Eukaryota; Fungi; Ascomycota; Eurotiomycetes; Eurotiales; Aspergillaceae. The coding region runs from base 1 to 1050 and encodes 349 amino acids. The record is from RefSeq and is a predicted model, not a curated record. The transcript has 3 exons.